AUGUGCCAGAGACAAUUUAAUCAAACUGCGUACAGAACAGCUACAACCACCAUCACAUGUAAUUACACAGGAAACAAAUACAAGUUCUUCUGCAAACAGAACGGUUCAAUCUGUGAGGAUAUUUUAUCAACAAAAUCCUCUCUGAAGUCAAACGGGACAUUCACUCUCACAGAAACCAAGAGUAGCUUCAGCGUGUCCAUCAGUAACGUGUCCUCACAUGAUGCUGGUGUCUACUGGUGUGGAGUGGAAAUACGUGAAGGAAGUUACAGAGCUGCUCUCAGAAAGAUACAGCUGGAGGUUGAAGAUAUUACUAACCUCACAAAGUCUCUAACUGUUGGACAGGAUCUUAUUUACCAGUGUCCAUAUCCAAAUGGUGCUCUGAUAAAUAAAUUCAUCUGUAAGGGAGAAGAUCCAUCUAUAUGUAAACCUCUAUUAAGCAUCGCACAGCGCAACAAGAAAACUGGGAGGUUUUCCAUCAAGGAGGACAAUCAGAAGAGAAAUAUCACCAUAACAGUGAGAGGAGUAACAACAGACGACACUGGGACAUACUGGUGUGGAGCAAAAAGCUCUGAUGAAACACGCAGUAACCCAUUCUUCCAUAAACUGGUGAUGACUGUAGGGCUGGGACAAAACGGUGAUGGCUUUUGGUAUAAUAAUUCUACAACUAUAACCAUUGCUGCGGUCAUCUGUGUAGCUGUGCUGGUGCUUGGGCUUAUUUUUGUUCUCAUCUACAAACGAUUUAAGCGUUCAAAAAACACAAUAAAUGAGGAAGCACAGUACAACGAUGAGGAUUGUGCCUAUGAGGAGAUACAGGAGCUCCCCCAGAUGCCAGGUUCAGGAAGUGCACUUAAAUCUGUUUACGCCACUGCCAACUUUCCCACAAACCCAUCUUCUGCCUCACAGCAUUACUACAACAUCAAUAUUCAAAGUUAGUGUGGUGACACAUCAUGCUGUGAGGAACAAUGGCCAAUUUCCCAUCCAAUCGACUGUCAAUCACCCAACCAGGACUUCCAAAGACACUUUUUAUUCUUUUUAUUGUGACAGUUAAUUGUAUAUUGAUGUAAUAUUUUUACUGGACUUAAUUUGAGGUUUAGUUGCAGAGUGUCAAUCAACUAACAUCUCAAAAAGGAAUUAAUUUAAU
Messenger RNA from Micropterus dolomieu (smallmouth bass), 1141 nucleotides. RefSeq names its product polymeric immunoglobulin receptor-like. The coding region runs from base 1 to 933 and encodes 310 amino acids. Gene Ontology annotation, cellular component: plasma membrane. The transcript has 5 exons. Lineage: Eukaryota; Metazoa; Chordata; Actinopteri; Centrarchiformes; Centrarchidae. The record is from RefSeq and is a predicted model, not a curated record. Gene Ontology annotation, molecular function: transmembrane signaling receptor activity.